UGUGGGGGGGGGGGGGGGAGGGGGGUCGCGUGUGAGCAUGCGCAGAGAGACUGUGGGCUCGCGGUGCAGUCCCUGGAGGGUUCUCACGCUUUGGCUGUGUGGACUUUUAAGUUUUUCCGCUGGUUUCAGGAACGCGACCGGCAGCCUCGGGCAGGGGAGACAGGACUGUAGGUCAGAGAAGAGACAGCGCUUGGACUCCAGGAAUCCUCUGAAGCAGGAGACUGCCCUAUCCAGGUUACCCUUCCCGAGGGGAAGCCAGGGUCUCCUUCAGAAAGCUGGGGCAGGCCGGGCGCGGUGGCUCACGCCUGUCAUCCCAGCACUUUGGGAGACCGAGGCGGGCGGAUCACCUGAGCAGAAGAUGACUCAAGACCGGCCUCUGCUUGCCGUGCAGGAGGCCCUGAAGAAGUGCUUCCCCGUAGUGGAGGAGCAGCAGGGCCUGUGGCAGAGUGCCCUGCGGGACUGCCAGCCCCUCCUGUCCUCCCUCAGCAACCUGGCGGAGCAGCUGCAGGCCGCACAGAACCUGCGGUUUGAGGAUGUGCCGGCGCUUCGGGCCUUCCCUGACUUAAAAGAGCGGCUGAGGCGCAAGCAGCUGGCGGCUGGUGACAUCGUCCUGGACAAGCUAGGGGAAAGGCUAGCCAUCCUCCUCAAGGUGCGAGACAUGGUCAGCAGCCAUGUGGAGCGAGUGUUUCAGAUCUAUGAGCAACACGCAGACACAGUUGGCAUUGAUGCUGUCCUGCAGCCUUCAGCAGUGAGCCCCUCUGUGGCUGACAUGUUGGAAUGGUUGCAGGACAUCGAGAGACAUUAUCGAAAGUCAAAGGUACCUGAAGAGAAAGUAUCUUCUUUCCUCUAUCCAGUGGGGAGACUUGGCAAACAUACAAGCUUUGCCCAAGGCCUGGGACCGAAUUUCAAAAGACGAACACCAAGAUCUUAUACAAGAUAUCCUGUUGAAUGUUUCCUUCUUCCUGGAAGAGUAAGUAAGCUGUGCGUAUCUGGAGACCACGGGCACCACAGUUGAAGACUGACAUUCUGAACCCUGAUGUUUCUAAAGAAACGUCAGUAUUUCAGUCUGACAUAUGUGAAAUAUCAGUGCCUUGAACCUGAGGACUGGGUCUUGGGGAGGAUUAGCGCCUAGAUGUUUGAUGUUGGAGCUGCGGCAUGCCAGGCCAUGGCUGAGAGUAUGUGAGUCAUGCCUGAGGCUCAGGGAAGUGGAUGGAGAUAGAGAGACAGCAGGAAAGACGGUGCUGAAGAACACAGUGUCUUUCCUCCAUUGCGGACCCGAAGAGGUGGGGAAGCAAGGGCAGGAGGCAAAGAGCCACACUGCCCUUGGCAUCAUCCAAAGCGUUGUCUGGUUGACACCAGGUCCUGAUUUUGUGUCUUUUGUCAAUACCUGAAUCCUUGACAAAAGAAAAAGUGGUUUUGAUGAUUUAAAGAAAUAAGGGUGAUUUUGACAGAAAAUAUAUUUUAAAAAUUUUGACCAAUUGCAAUAGUUAUCCUCAAGCCAAUUUCCAGAGCCUGCCACCAGGGGGAGGUGGUGCAGCAUGAAUUAUUCUGAAUGCUUUGUCUUUGAAGUGUUCCCCUGUUGCUGUUACCAUCUCAGAGGAAGUAACUGGGCAUGGUGAGACUCCUAAAAUGACAGGACUUUUUUUGGCCAAAGCUGGCAUCUGACUUGCCACAUUCCUCUGAGUCUGGAGUAGCUGCAGGGGUGGGAGAAUGCCAGCCCAGAGUCAGUCUAUCGGGGUUACAUUUCCAAGGCCUGCUGCCUUCAUCUGUGUAAUGGCUGUGUAACUUUCAGAACUUUCAGCUUCCCAGGGUGUUGUAGAAAUCUUGGUCAUUGAAUGUAAAGGGGCUUAGUAAAGGGUAUAGAUAUUUUUCAAAAAUGAAGAUAACUUUUUUUCUUAUAAGUGAUAAGCUUUUAUAAAGGUCAUAGGAAAACUAGAAAAAAAUGUAAAAUGUGGAAAAUUGUAAAACAAACUUCAUUAGAGAUAUUUUGAUAUGUAUCUUUUCAGUGUCUAUUUACAAAUUUUUUCUUUUAACAUAGAUAGGGUCUCACUAUAUUGCCCAGCUCAAACUCCUGAGCUUAAGGGAUCCUCCCACCUCAGCCUCCCAAAAUGUUGGGAAUACAGGCGUGAGCCACUGCUCCUGGCCAAUUCACAAGUUUUUUUAAAGAACAAACGUGGUAUCAUCGAUACAUACUCUUAGGUUGUCUUUUUUUAAAAUCCUAAUGUAAUUUGUUCAUCUUUUUAUAUCUGUAAAUAUAGCUCAACACAGUUACAUUCCUUUUGUGAAUGUAUUAUAUCUACAAUUUACCUUUUUUCUUACAUUUUACAUGCAUUUUCCCAAAUCUUUGUGUUUUCCUAUCUGUAAAGGUAAUACAUUCUGAUUACGAAAAAUGAAAAUGUUACAUAGAAAUGUGCCAUUAUCCAUCUACCAGAUAACUAUUAUUAAUAAUGUGUAUUUUUCCAGGAAUUAAAAAAAAUCUAUCAUACAAGUAUUGCAAAUAAAACUUGAAAAGCA
Messenger RNA from Symphalangus syndactylus (siamang), 2514 nucleotides. RefSeq names its product AFG2 interacting ribosome maturation factor (gene AIRIM). The record is from RefSeq and is a predicted model, not a curated record. Lineage: Eukaryota; Metazoa; Chordata; Mammalia; Primates; Hylobatidae. Gene Ontology annotation, cellular component: cytoplasm; nucleus.